AUGGUCGAACCAAGCAACUCAGUGCCUGCACAGCUGCUGCGUCAUGUUCAUCUGGUUUCGAGCAACCCUUACCCCAAAUUACCCCAGGUGCACCUCGACAUUGCUGUUGAGUACCUGAUCCAAGCUCCAAGGAUCGUUAGAGAGGUUGCUCCAAUGAGUUGGAUGUACUUAGAUUGCCCACCAGAUGGAGAGGUUAUGCUCGUCUGGCAGCCAAGUCAAUUGAGGACUCAAGCGGCGAGCGAUGGAUUUGUAUGGGCAGACGCGGAGUCGGCGUUCAGUUCUGAAAUGAGGGGAUACACAGUGGAGAUGUACAUUCACAGAAGCGGAUACCGCCCGAACCUCGAAUCGCUCGCAACCCACUGUCGGCGCCGAUUUCGAUUAACGCCGUCCCAAAACCCAGAUCCCAGCGUGCCACCACCCGACCAGUCAUUAUGGAUCUGGCAUUACUCUCAAACGGAACCCCAGCAUCGCUUCCCGGCGCACCAAAUCCGAGUGAGUGAACAGGUGCGCCAGUCGUUGGCUGAGCGCGCGAAUCUCCAAAAAUUCGGACAGCUGGUGCGCAAAGAAUUCAUGCUGCGUGAUAGCGCGAACUGGCCUACCGUCAAUCUUCCUGGCACUCACAAUUCCUUGUAUCCGCAGCAAGCCUCGGGUUAUCCAGGCGAUGUGAUCUCGCACAUAAGCCGAAGCCAACAACAACAACAACAACAACAACAACAACAACAACAGCAACAGCAACAGCAACAGCAACAGCAACAGCAACAGCAACAGCAACAGCAACAGCAACAGCAACAGCAACAGCAACAGCAACAGCAACAGCAACAGCAACAGCAACAGCAACAGCAACAGCAACAGCAACAACAACAACAACAGCAACAGCAACAGCAACAGCAACAGCAACAGCAACAGCAACAGCAACAGCAACAGCAACAGCAACAACAACAACAACAACAACAGCAGCAACAACAACAACAACAACAACAAGCCUACAUACAGCAGCAGCAGCAGCAAGCGAAUGCAACCCAACACGGGGUUGGACCUUCACCAGCAAAGCGUCCGCGCCACGGGGGACCCGGCCAUGUACACGGAUCAACUACAGCUAUUCCAACCCCCGUUGUAGCACAAGAUACCACAUAUGAUGAGGAAGAGGGGACUUCCGGGGGGGAUUAUAUGGAUUUUCUCACUCCCAGAGAUAUCAGCCUUCAUCGUUAUAGACAGCAUCAUGAAUGGCUUGAAGAGAUCUUGAACUCUCCAUACGAUACAUCGCAGAUUAUACCAGGCCAGCUUGGCCUCGGUAGGAAAGGCGAACUCGAGUCCCUCACUAGAGACUUCUUCGAUGCUCCUAUCGAGGCGACCCCAAGAGAAACCUUUCCCAAAUCAAAAGGAGAGUCUCCCGUGGAGAAUUCGGCCACUCCACGUGUUGGCAGGCUUGAGUCCGGGAAAGCAGAAGAUUUUACGAAGCGGGCUACUGAGAAGAUAGCUGAAAUCAAUGCAGAGAUGGAAAAGCUGAAGCGUCAACAUGCAAGACGGAUGGCAAAGCUCAACAAGGGCCGUGCCUUCAAAGAGGCUGAGCAGAAUCUCAGAGUCUCUACCCUCGAGAUGAUCAACUCUGAGGCCACCAAAGGCGAUGCCGUGCAGCAACACCGAGUAGACGAACUUGCCGGAGGAUUAGAAGCUCAGGUAGGAAAGAGUAUUAGGUUAGUCAAAGACGUCGAAUGCAUAGACAAAGGCGGUCUCGAAGAGAAGUCUCAGGCCGAGGACGCCAAAGACCAGGACUACGAUAUGAUUGAUGCGUUUGGAAGUCGUGACGGCGCAACAGCUUCAGCGACUCCGUAUCCAGAGUCGAGGAGCCCGGGUUUGGCUAUUCCCAUGGAGUCUGCAGACAGCACAUCUAAUGUUGUCCAUAAAAAUGCACCAAUAGCGGAGACUUUGAAUGAAGGAGACGUCAAGAUGGACGAAGUACAAAACACAUCUGAAUCUAAAGACACAACGGCGGAAGAUUGGGUCAUGGUGAACAAAGAGAACAACUCUACAGUCGGAGAAGACGUGCCCGAGAUUGAAAGCUUUCGAGACAAUUUAACCAUGCCGCCAAGCACAGGCGGACCAACCCCGAACGACAAUGCUACCGGCGAUAGUGUCUCGGGUUUUGAGCAAGGUGCAGGGGAGGACGCUGGAGAGAACUUUGAUGCCAAUGAUUUCGGCGAGGGUAUUGACUUUGGUGAUUUGGAUACUGCAGGAGAAGAGUUGUCCGGUUACAGUCCAGGAAUGGAGAACCCAGGGCUUGACGACCGAGGCGAUUUGACAAGUGAGGGCGCUUUUGGAGAUUCAUUCCAAGUUAUGGACGAAGGUGCCGGGCAAGAAGAUAAGACUCCUGGGGUUUGA
Messenger RNA from Letharia columbiana, 2379 nucleotides. RefSeq lists its product as uncharacterized. Lineage: Eukaryota; Fungi; Ascomycota; Lecanoromycetes; Lecanorales; Parmeliaceae. Gene Ontology annotation, biological process: chromatin remodeling. Bases 1 to 2379 code for a protein of 792 amino acids. The transcript has 3 exons. The record is from RefSeq and is a predicted model, not a curated record.